Molecule: messenger RNA, 2786 nt
Organism: Durotheca rogersii
Lineage: Eukaryota; Fungi; Ascomycota; Sordariomycetes; Xylariales; Xylariaceae
Product: arginyl-tRNA synthetase
Exons: 4
Coding region: 199-2097 (632 amino acids)
Biological process (GO): mitochondrial translation; arginyl-tRNA aminoacylation
Cellular component (GO): mitochondrion; cytoplasm
Molecular function (GO): ATP binding; arginine-tRNA ligase activity
Source: RefSeq, a predicted model, not a curated record
CAACUGCGGAGGCACAUGUCGUGGCAUCAGAAUGCGCCUGAAUUGCGGGCACGGAAAAGGGCAGCCAGACGAGACAAGUAAAUUACUGCCUCUCGGUAUUCGCUUAACCAGAGAACUUAUUAGCCCAUUACUGAGGCUUUUCAAUCUUUCCAUAUCUCGCCGCAUCUGGAUUACUUCCCGUAUGAAGCAUUCGGGGUCAUGGCGCCCCAAGUUCCCGCUAUCCCUUCACAGGGACUGCAGUCUGCCGACCGCAGCUUUUUCCCGGACCUCAAUCCGCUGGAUCGGUUCCGCGUUGCCAUUGCUGAGGAACUUUCACGAAUCUCCCAUAUAGAUAAGAGCUUAGCACUCAGCGGCCUCGACCGGACCACGAAUUUGGAUAACGGUGAUUUGGUAUUGGUCGUUCCGCGCCUUCGCAUGAAGGGUGUUGCUCCUGCUGAGUUGGCCAAGAAGAUAGUCGCAGAGUUCGAAUCACACGAGGGCGCGAAAGUGAAAGCUCCCAUUGCCGACGGCAUCUCCAUCAAGUUCUUCUUCACCCCCACCGAACUUACAUCCACUCUUGUUCCGCUUAUUCUUCAGCAACAAGAAGCCUACGGCUUUAAUCCGAAUCUUGGCCUCCGAGACCCUCUGAAUCCAGAUUCAGGGCAAAAAACCGUGAUCGUUGAGUUCUCGAGCCCGAAUAUUGCCAAGAAAUUCCACGCUGGCCAUUUACGGAGCACGAUCAUCGGUGGCUUUUUGUCAAAUCUAUAUGAGCGUUCGGGUUAUAAAGUCGUUCGUAUGAACUACCUUGGCGACUGGGGUCGGCAAUAUGGCCUCCUGGCUUGUGGCUGGAAGCGCUACGGCGAUGAAGAUGCUUUUGCGAAGGACCCCAUUGGCCACCUAUUCGACAUCUAUGUCAAGAUCAGUGCCGAUUUCCAACCUGAAGAGGAUGAGUUCAAAGCUGCUGGCAAACGCGGGGAAGACACCUCUGAGCUGGAAUCAAGAGGACUUCUUGGUGAGGCGAAGGCCUACUUCAAACGGAUGGAAGAUGGUGACGAAGAGGCUCUGCAGCUGUGGCGGCGAUUUCGAGAUCUGAGUAUCGAGAGGUACAACGAGACGUACGCACGUCUGAACAUCCGUUUCACGGAUUACUCUGGAGAGUCCCAGGUAAAGCAGGAGACUAUGAAGAAGGCUGAAGAGAUCCUUAGGGAGCGUGGUGUUCUCGAGAGCGACGAGGGCGCAUCGAUUGUCGACUUCAAAAAGCACGGUGCAAAGAAGCUGGGCGUGGCUGUCGUCCGGAACCGAAACGGGACAUCGAAUUACCUUCUUCGGGAUGUCGGUGCUGCUAUUCAAAGAGAAGAUACAUAUCAUUUCGAUGAACUGCUCUAUGUUGUCAUGAGUGAGCAAGAGACACAUUUGAACCGCUUGUUCAAGAUUCUGGAUCUGAUGGGCGAGGGAUACGCCACACUGUCGAAAAGGAUGAAGCAUAUUACCUUUGGGAAGGUUAUGGGUAUGUCUACUCGAAAAGGAAACGUCAAGUUUUUAGACGACAUCCUUGCGGAUGUUGGUGACUUCAUGCACGAUGUCAUGCGUCGUAACGAGACGAAAUACAGCCAGGUGGAAGAUCCUACUCGAACAGCCGAACUUCUUGGUCUAUCUGCUAUCAUGGUUCAGGAUAUGUCCGGGAAGAGGAUUAACAACUACGAAUUCAGCCUCGAACGAAUGACUUCAUUCGAGGGAGAUACGGGACCGUAUCUUCAGUAUGCCCAUGCAAGAUUGAGCUCCAUCUUCCGCAAAGUGGACAUCACGCGCGACGAGAUGCUCGGCGCUGAUUUUUCCCUUCUCGCCCAAUCCCCUCAUGCCAUCAGUAUGCUCCGAGCCAUGGCCCGAUUUCCUGACAUGGUGCAUCAAGCACAAAAAACACUGGAGCCAACCACGAUCCUGAUGUACCUGUUCAAACUAACCCAUGAGCUAAGUUCGAGCUACGACCAUCUAAGGGUCGUGAAUCCUCCAGAAGGUCGUGCUGUCUCGAUUGCCCGAGCAGCAUUGUACCAGGCUGCUCGCCAGGUCCUUCACAACGGAAUGGUCCUUCUUGGACUAAGACCACUCGAUCGGAUGUGAUGGUUGCCAAUGACAGCGACAAAGUGAGCGUUAUACCUAUCUCUGGGUUACGCGGAGGCGAUGCCUGUCCGGUUGGCCGCUAGCGGAACGCUGGCCCAUAACCAAGGCCCAGUGUCAUAGACGAGAGAAAGGAGUGAGAAGAAAUUAGAGAAAACAAUCGGUACGCAGGAAAUCGAAGUAGACAAAGCUAUCAUAUAAGUCAAUGGCAUUCUGAGCAGUAGAUAAGAAUUCCAUAUUCUUUUCUAAAGAGUCGUACUAUGUCAAGGUCCUGCAAAAAUCGAACAAUUCAUAAAAAUUUGAAAUUUUUUAUAUGGGGGUUUUUUCAAUGAGCCGAUUUUAUUGCCAACUUAUCUCUCUAAGUGGUUUAUUUACCUGCUCUCUUAACCUGUCUCUUAACAUUAGAUAUUACCUUAGUACGGGUUGGCGUCCCCUCCCCGUCUGUUGAGUUCAGAACGCUUGUGGAGAAGUUGAGUAUUAUUUUAGCAUUGAAUCCCAAAAACCCUGCAGCAGUAUAGGUCUUAGCCAAACAUUACGAGCCCACCUUUCAUAGCAGAUUGAAGUUAGAGUCGCGCCUCAGGUAGAAUCCCAGAAGGAUCCGGGACCCAACGGCUCGGACUUGGAAGACCGAUUGAGCGAGACCGUCCCCUUUCUAACAUUCCCUACCCUUCUCAAGUUUGGCUUGAUAUUCA